Molecule: messenger RNA, 1398 nt
Organism: Acromyrmex echinatior (Panamanian leafcutter ant)
Lineage: Eukaryota; Metazoa; Arthropoda; Insecta; Hymenoptera; Formicidae
Product: cyclin-dependent kinase-like 4
Biological process (GO): protein phosphorylation
Cellular component (GO): nucleus
Molecular function (GO): ATP binding; protein serine/threonine kinase activity
Source: RefSeq, a predicted model, not a curated record
CGUAGUGCCACCAUCCGCUUUGGCAAAAGGCUUAUGUCAACAAUGUCGACACGCCGAAAUAAAUUCGCUACGGUGUUUGUCGGAAUGCAACAUGAAUAUUUCAUUCGUAGCGUGAAAAUCCUGUGAGAAGCCUGCGAAUGGACAAAUGGCUUCAAGAUAGGAAGCUCUGGCUAUUCGGUAGCACGCUACCAUUGCUACCAAGGAGGUCUCGGGCGCCGAGCAAAGCCAUGGAGCGUUACGAACGUCUGGCACGUCUCGGCGAGGGUAGCUAUGGCGUCGUCUUCCAGUGCAGGGAUCGGCAAACUGGAAAACUGGUAGCUGUAAAGAAGUUUCAGCAAACCGAGGAUGAUCCCCUGAUACGUAAGAUCGCACUCCGGGAAAUACGUCUUUUGAAGAAUCUCAAGCAUCCAAACUUGGUUAAUCUUCUGGAAGUCUUCAGACGGAAGAGGAAAUUACAUUUGGUAUUCGAAUACUGUGAAAAUACCCUUUUGAAUGAAAUGGAGAAAUAUCCUAGCGGUUGCCCAGAUCUCACAACGAGACAAAUUACUUGGCAAAUUCUGCAAGGUAUCGCCUAUUGCCACCGUCUUGGAUGCGUUCAUAGAGAUGUAAAGCCAGAAAAUAUCCUCAUCACUUCCGAAGGAGUAGUAAAAUUAUGUGAUUUUGGAUUCGCGCGUAUGCUGAGUCCUGGCGAGAAUUAUACGGAAUAUGUCGCAACCAGAUGGUAUAGAGCACCUGAAUUGUUGGUUGGGGACACACAAUACGGCACUCCGGUCGAUGUAUGGGCCAUCGGUUGCGUAUUUGCUGAAUUAAUACGGGGCGAAGCUUUGUGGCCGGGAAAAUCCGAUGUGGAUCAACUAUACUUAAUAAGAAGAACGCUGGGUGAUCUUUUACCGAGACACAUGGCUAUCUUUCAACAGAAUGAAUUCUUUAGCGGUAUCACUCUUCCAACUCCGCAAACACUUACGCCGCUUGAAAACACUCUACCCCGUGGAAAUGGCAGUACUUUACAACUGGAUUUCCUAAAGAAAUGUUUGGAUAAGGAUCCAAAUGAAAGGUGGACGUGCGAACAAUUGUUGCGGCAUUCUUAUUUUGAUAAUUUUCAUUUUAAAAUGCCAGAUGUUGAGACGGAAGAAUUUGAAAAACUUAAAAAGUAUCGAGAACGUUCUAGGGUAAAAUAUAAAUCAAUAUAUAUAAGUCAAAUGGUGUUACCUCAACUACCUAAGGCUGGUCCUUCUGUCCAUAGCCAAAGUGAAAAUCGGCCGAAGAGCUCCUCAAUACAUCAACAAAAUUUUGACCAUCUACCUACUAUAAGAGGUUAAUCAAUUUCCUCUGUGAUUGUAUAUAUAUUUUCCUAAGCUUUUUGAGAAUAUUAACGUUAAUUUAUAGAAUUCUAUGAAA